Oldenlandia corymbosa var. corymbosa is the source of this 2145-nucleotide messenger RNA. Lineage: Eukaryota; Viridiplantae; Streptophyta; Magnoliopsida; Gentianales; Rubiaceae. The record is from the annotation of a GenBank genome assembly.
AAAAAAACCGUAGGCAUCAAACGACGAACACAGCUUAAAACCGUAGAUAUCAUAAUCAUCGCAUCAGCGCCAAAGGAGACCGACAAUCAAAUAUCAGCUGCCUCAGAAAUCUGAUUACGUUUAAUUUUGUCUUUUUUAAUUUUUUUUCUUUACUUUUUUUUUCCCUCGUUUUUCCAUAAUCCUUCAUUUCACCUCCUACAAUCAAAAACCACACACCCCAAGCUCCCCAUUCAAAAUUACUUUCACAUAUCUCCUGUUGCUCUGAUAAUCCUAUCUUGCUUGCCAUAUCAAUCCAAUCUUCUGUUGCGUUUCUUCAUCGUUUCUUUCUUCAAUCACCAUGAGCUACGAAAACGAUCCGUAUAGGGAUGAAGACGGUGAGGCGUUGAUGAAUUAUGAUGAUCUCAACUCAGAUCCUGAACCGCAGGAGCCGAAUCAGAAUGAUCUUCUCGACGACAAUUUUGACGACGAGAAUGACGGCGGUUGGAAUCGGGAGCCUUCACCGGCGACUCCUGUUCACGAUGAUUUCAAGGCUAAGCCUCGCAAACGGCUGAUUAAGAAGUCCGGGGCAAGUGAGCUGGCGCCGGAUGAUUAUGGAGUUGGGAUGGACGAUGACGUCGCUGACUUUGUGAGGGAUGAGUCCGAAGAUGGUGGUAGGCUGCCUUCUUCUUCGUCUGGAGGUGGGAGUGGGAUUAAGAGGAAGAAGUUUGGGAAGGAAAUCAGUGGGGGUGAAAGGAGAAAGGAGAAGAAGAGGAGUGAAGGGAAGGGGGAGAAGAAGUUCAAGGCUAGCAAAGCAGGAGGAGGGCGGUCAAGGGACCGUGAAGGUGAUCGUGAGAUGAAGGAGAUGUGGGAAACUGUAGCUGGAGGGGAUUCCGAGGAUGAUAGAGACGGUGUGAGGACAUUAGACGAUGACAAUUUCAUAGAUGACUCAGGCGUAGACCCAGCUGAUCGGUAUGGAAGUGAUCGUGAACGUUCUCCGGGUGAUGCGCCCCAGGCAGAGGAAGGGGAGGAGGAUGACGAAAUCAAGCAGCUCUUUAAAAUUGGUAAGAAAAAGAAGAAAACUGAGAAAAGCGCUGGAGAGAUUGCGUAUUUAGUUGAGAGUGUAAUGGCAGAGCUUGAAGCUGCUGCGGAAAAUGAUGCUGACUUAAAUAGAGAAAAUAAACCAGCAAUAAAUAAACUUAAGAAGCUGCCUCUUCUAACGGAAGUGCUGUCAAAGAAGCAGCUUCAACACGAAUUUUUAGACCAUGGUGUUCUUGCUCUCUUGAAAACCUGGCUUGAACCCCUUCCUGAUGGAAGCUUGCCCAAUAUCAACAUCCGAGCUGCAAUUUUGAAAAUUCUUACUGAUUUUCCAAUUGACUUGGAGCAAUUUGAUAGGCGGGAGCAGCUAAAAAAAAGUUCUCUUGGGAAGGUUAUUAUGUUUCUGUCAAAGUCUGAUGAGGAGACCCCUGCUAAUCGGAGACUUGCUAAGGAUUUGGUUGAUCAAUGGAGUCGACCAAUUUUCAAUAAGAGCACAAGGUUUGAGGAUAUGCGGAACUAUGAAAAUGAGAAGGCUGCCUUCAGGAGAUCAUCAGUUAAAAAGCCAAUGAGUAAAGGUGCAGGGAUGGAGUCCAGAGAUGAUGAUCUUGACUUGGCUGGCUAUUCACAGGGGUCUAAAUCUGGCCAGUCAUCUUCUAGACAGCAUGCCUCUAGACCUGAGGCCAUGUCUAUGGACUUUCUGGUGCGGCCACAGUCGAAAAUUGAUCCCGAGGAAGUCAGGGCACGGGCUAAACAAAUGGUGCAAGAUCAGCGUCGGCAGAAGAUGAAUAAGAAGUUGCAGCAGUUAAAAGCUCCGAAGAGAAGGCAGCUUCAAGCUACAAAGCUUAGCGUGGAAGGACGAGGCAUGGUCAAGUACUUGUAAUGGCAUUAUUUGUUCCUUUGCUCGGCUUGCUGAGUGAAUGCUGUUUGUGGGACGAGUUGGGAAGAGGUUGGGUGCCCUGAAUAAUUUGGUACAUCAGCACAGCAUACCCUCGUAACCUGCUUUAAAAAUUUCAUGGGAGGAAUUCUUCAGGUACUCCAAGAAAGAUUGGCAAACAAUUGUCAUGAAAUUGCUUCAAGAUUGAUAUGGUUUACUGGUGCCGGAAAGUGCUGUCCUAGCUGCUGGUGUACUUU